This is a messenger RNA of Pyricularia grisea, 1503 nucleotides long. RefSeq lists its product as uncharacterized. The record is from RefSeq and is a predicted model, not a curated record. The coding region runs from base 1 to 1503 and encodes 500 amino acids. Lineage: Eukaryota; Fungi; Ascomycota; Sordariomycetes; Magnaporthales; Pyriculariaceae. Gene Ontology annotation, molecular function: iron ion binding; heme binding; monooxygenase activity. The transcript is spliced from 4 exons.
AUGGAUACAUUGUAUCAAGCUCUGAAGUCUCUCAGUGUCCAGGCAAUCGUAGGACUUGCAAUUGCAUCCUACGCAGUCUGGACGAUUGUCAGCUACCGACGAUUGUCACACAUCCCCGGCCCGCGAUUCACAGGCAUCAGCAACAUCCCGCACAGCCUGGCCUACCUGACAUGCAUACCAAUAGGGACUCUCGUUCGAGUCGGACCCAACUCCCUCAUCACCUCUUCCCCUGAGCUAUGGGCCCGCCUAAACGCCGUGCGAUCGCCAUACACGCGCUCAGAGUGGUUCUACAGAGGCUGCCGCCUUGAACCCGGCGUCGACAAUGUCUUUACCAUGACAAACGACCAGGAACACGAAGCACGACGCAAGCAAAUGGCUUCGGGGUACGCCGGCAAAGAAAACCCCACUCUCGAAGCCGACAUCGACGCCAACGUCUCCGCCCUCCUAUCACUGAUCCGCAACUACUGCACCAACCCAGGCGAACCCUCCAAGCGCAUGGACCUCGCGCAAAAGAUCCCAAUGUUCACGCUCGACGUCAUCAGCACCGUCGGUUUCGGCUCCGCGUUCGGCAUGCUGGCGGCCGACCGAGACGUCAACGGCUACAUGGAGUCGGCGGCGUCGGGCCUGCGCAUCACCAACACCAUCCUCGCCCUGGGCUGGGUGGUGCGGCGCUUCACCGACCUGCCGCUCGUCAGCAGGCUGGGCCCCAACGCAGAGGACAGCUACGGGUUCGGCAGGAUGAUGGGGACCGUGUUCAAGGCCGUCGAGAAGAGGGUGGACAAGGGCGACUUGGAUAAGCGCAGCGACAUGCUGGCCAGCUUCAUCCGGCAUGGGUUGAGCGGCGAGGAGCUGCGGGGUGAGGUGCUGGAGCAGGUCAUCGCGGGGAGCGACACGACGUCCGCGGCGAUCCGCGGCAUCAUGCUGCUGUUGCUGACGAGCCCGAGGGUGUUUGCAAAGCUGCGGGAGGAGGUUGACGAUGCCGUGCGCCAGGGCAAGGCGCCACCAGCUCCGGACGUCAUCUCCAAGACCCAGGCCGAUGCGCUGCCGUAUCUGCAGGCGGUAAUUCGGGAGGGCAUGCGCGUCAAGCUUCCGGUGGCGUGCAUCUUCCCCAGGGACAUACCUCCCGGUGGUGAGACGUGGGAGGUGGAUGGCGAGCACGUGUUCAUCCCGGGAGGCACCGAUGUUGGGUACUCGGCGUACGCUAUGCACUUCGACAAGGGUAUCUACGGGUACGAUGCAGAAUCAUUUCGGCCCGAGAGGUGGCUGGAGAAAGGUCCGAAUCUGGUCACGAUGACCAAGACGAAUGACUUGAUUUUUGGGCAUGGCAAGUGGCAAUGCUUGGGCAAGUCGGUGGCGAUGUUUGAGCUUGGCAAGGUCGUCUUUGAGCUUGUUCGAAAUUUCGACUGGACCUUGGAAAAUCCUGAAAAGGCAUGGGUUAUGCACAACUACAACGGCCUGAUGCACAUCGAAAACAUGUGGGUUCAGGUGCAGGAGCGAAGCUGA